AUGCCUUGCAACAUCGAGGAAAUCAAGGACUUUUUGCUCAUGGCCUGGCAAAAGGAUGCCAAAUCCAUUAAGAUCAAGAAGAAUAAGGAUAAUGUGAAGUUUAAAGUUCAAUGCAGCAGAUACCUUUAUACCUGGGUCAUCACAGACAAAGAGAAGGCAGAUAAACUCAAGCACUCCUUGCCUCCAGGGUUGGCAGUGAAGGAGCUGAAAUGA
Nyctereutes procyonoides (raccoon dog) is the source of this 213-nucleotide messenger RNA. RefSeq names its product 60S ribosomal protein L38-like. The record is from RefSeq and is a predicted model, not a curated record. The transcript has 3 exons. Gene Ontology annotation, biological process: protein-RNA complex assembly; translation. Lineage: Eukaryota; Metazoa; Chordata; Mammalia; Carnivora; Canidae. Gene Ontology annotation, cellular component: cytosolic large ribosomal subunit; ribosome. Gene Ontology annotation, molecular function: structural constituent of ribosome. Bases 1 to 213 code for a protein of 70 amino acids.